Molecule: messenger RNA, 690 nt
Organism: Gamsiella multidivaricata
Lineage: Eukaryota; Fungi; Mortierellomycota; Mortierellomycetes; Mortierellales; Mortierellaceae
Exons: 2
Coding region: 1-690 (229 amino acids)
Source: RefSeq, a predicted model, not a curated record
AUGACCACAUCCACCGCCUCGGCCGCUGGAGUAUGGGCCAGAUGGGGUCUUAUUAUGCUCCCAAGUUGCCUACGAUCGGAGCGUUCUGCAUGGCUCGUUUCAGGAAAGACGAACUUUAUUGAGCGCGAUCUAGUGACGCCGCCAUUACAGCUCCAGCGCCUUAUUUUCCCAUGGAUCGAGGAUACCUUUGUGAAUGACGAGGGUCUAUCGUGGAAGACGCCGUCCUGGAUCGAAGAGUGCGACAAAGAGAUUUUGGGAGCAGACCCAGAUGUUAGUACAGAGAGCGACACCCAUUUUGUUCCUGCCGAGCAAACGAUCUCGAACAAGAGCGUGUCAACCAAAUCUGACAAUAGCGCGCUGGUCGACCGUGUUGGGUUCCUUAAGCCCUCCCGACCCGAAAGCGCGCCGCUCCGCAGGACAUCGCCUCUGCUCCUGCCCCGACAUCGUCGUCGUCGUCGACAAAUCUCCACAACGGAACCGCCACCGCCCCACGAAAGAGCCCACGAAAUCAGUGUCAAGAAGAAAAAAGAACGCGGUGGUGAGGAGGAGCCCGUUCUUGAUCCAGAACCUCGAAGGGGCGGGCAUGAUGCGACACAUUCGGAUUUGGUGCGAGCAUUGGGAGUCGUGUCUCAAUCUGUCGUGGUGGAGAGACGGAAGAGAAGGCACGAGGCCAAGGCGAGGAAGGCCUAG